Molecule: messenger RNA, 5069 nt
Organism: Hylaeus anthracinus
Lineage: Eukaryota; Metazoa; Arthropoda; Insecta; Hymenoptera; Colletidae
Gene: HisCl1
Product: glycine receptor subunit alpha-2
Exons: 10
Coding region: 384-1772 (462 amino acids)
Biological process (GO): signal transduction; chemical synaptic transmission; chloride transmembrane transport
Cellular component (GO): membrane; synapse; neuron projection
Molecular function (GO): chloride channel activity; transmembrane signaling receptor activity; extracellular ligand-gated monoatomic ion channel activity
Source: RefSeq, a predicted model, not a curated record
AGUGACCAGUGACCGAGUGGCGAAUCAACCCUUCGCCGAUAAGAGCCGCGUCGCGUCGCGUCCCCGAUCCUUCCUGGGGUUUCCUCCUCGACGAAUCGUGGGGCCUGAAAUUGCUCCUGUGCUGGAUCGGAAUCGUGGACGGGGUUCGUCGUUGGGAAACCGAUGAUCGUCCAGGGAUCGAGGUGCUCGGGGAUCGACGCGCGUGGAACGGUCGAGACACUUUGAUGGAUAUUCGGAGGACCUUCCGGCGGAUGUGGCCCGUGGGUUGACGAGCUGGCUGUACCGUCACGAUAAGGGAUACCGGGGGUGGUUCGAGCGAGGUCAGAGUGCGCGAGCUGGUUGGACAAAGAGGAUCGGCACGGUAGAAUGUGCAGCUGAUCGGAAUGACGAGACACUCUCUGGUGAUCCUAUGCUGCUACCUGUACACGCUCUUUGACAUGGUGGCCCUACAUUUUCCCGAGGAAGUAUGCGAACCGGUACUUUCCACGGAGGUCGAAGGCUGGCAUAUUAAGGUCGAUAGCUUAUCGUCCAGUACGUUUCGACUUUCGGCGAGAAAGCGCGGGUACCGGUUCUUUCCGAAGAUCGAAAGGGAGUCGGACCUCGAGGAGUACGGCAGAAAGGAGGCCUCUUUGUCGCUGAGAGACAUCCUCCCUGUGAACCCGAAGCAAUACGACAAGCACAGAGCGCCGAAGUACUUGGGCCAGCCUACCAUCGUCUACUUCCACGUCACGGUGCUCAGCAUCGACUCUAUAAACGAGGAAUCCAUGACGUACGUCGCGGAUAUAUUUUUGGCUCAAAGUUGGCGGGACUCUAGACUCCGACUUCCGGAGAACAUGUCCGAAGAGUACAGAAUAUUGGACGUGGACUGGCUGCACAAUAUCUGGAGACCCGACUGCUUCUUCAAGAACGCGAAGAAGGUCACCUUCCACGAGAUGUCGAUACCUAAUCAUUACCUCUGGCUCUACCACGACAAGACCCUGCUUUACAUGUCAAAACUGACUCUCGUUCUCUCUUGCGCGAUGAAGUUCGAGUCCUACCCCCACGACACUCAAAUUUGUUCGAUGAUGAUCGAAAGCCUGUCGCACACGACUCAGGAUCUGGUGUUCAUCUGGAACAUGACGGACCCGCUGGUGGUGAACCCGGAGAUCGAGCUGCCGCAACUCGACAUCUCGAACAAUUACACGACCGACUGCACGAUCGAGUACUCCACGGGGAACUUUACGUGCAUACAGAUCGUGUUCAAUCUGCGCCGGCGGCUCGGCUAUCACCUGUUCCACACGUACAUACCGUCCGCGCUGAUCGUGGUCAUGUCCUGGAUCGCGUUCUGGAUUAAACCCGAAGCGAUUCCGGCUCGGGUCACCCUAGGCGUCACGUCGCUGCUAACGCUCGCGACUCAAAACACGCAGUCCCAGCAGUCGUUGCCGCCCGUUUCGUACGUGAAGGCCAUCGACGUGUGGAUGUCCUCCUGCAGCGUGUUCGUGUUCCUCUCGCUGAUGGAGUUCGCCGUCGUGAACAACUACAUGGGACCCGUGGCCACCAAAGCUAUGAAGGGCUACUCGGACGAGGAUCUCCGGGAGGCCAUCGACGAAUUCAAAACGCCGAUGAGGAACGAAUCCGGAAGGAGCAGAAGUCCUGUGAGGCCUUUGUCCGUGCAAUACGACACUUGUUGUCAGGGCCGGGCGACUGCGAUCUACAUCGACAAGUUCUCCAGAUUCUUCUUCCCGUUCUCCUUUCUUAUCUUGAACGUCGUCUAUUGGAGCACCUUCCUGUAGACGGACUACUCUCCCCAAGAAGGAGAAAAUCGACGGGAACGAAGACCGCGAAAUCGACGUCAGCUUUCAAACAGAAGCCUUUCGUCUUUGUUAACUGGCGCUCGGUGAUUCUAGAGUUACGAGACCGCUGCAACCGCGAAAGAAAAUCGUCGAGAUCUGGUACAAAGUAAACUCGAUUCGGUUCUCGAGCGAGUUCGAUAGAUCGACGAGGGUAUUUGGAACAUUCCUUUCAACUAGGUAGCAAAGAUUCUGUUUCACGGUUACAGCGGUAUCGAAAACGAUCCUUGAACAGCGCAUCGUUUAGCGAAACGAGUCUUCGCGAUGCUGGGAGAGCAACAAUCGAGCCAGUUAACAGAGAAACGAACGAACCGGCCGAUUUUUCUACGAGAGAAAGUCUGCUAACAGAAUUUUCAAUGCCUUUUAUAUAGAGACCAUACACACUUACACACACACACACACACAUCCCGUUCAAGUGCGAUUAAUUAACGAUAAGUAUCUUAGCAAUUAAGUCGCGUUAAGGAUUACUCGAAGAUGUGUAAAUCGAUCGAUCGAAUGUACUCACCCGUUCGCUCGUUUCGGCGCGAUCCAGUGGAAGGUAGAUCGAUCCGAAACGGAUCGCGUCGUGUCACCUUUAUCGAAAAAAUUCAUUUUCGAUCCGUUUACCAUGAUUGAUCGUUCCCUGUGCAUGCCUUCCGAUUAUUUACCGUAAUUUCCCCCAGUUUUGCUACGAUAGAUAAACUCGAUAUUUUUAACGUUAGACGUUAACGCGUGCAGCCCCGCUCUUCUUCGAAAUCGAACGAUGAGAAAAUAUGAUCUCGUCUUAAAAAAAGAAGCGAUCCAUUCGCAACGAAGAAUAUAGAACCAACGACACUCGCCGCUUUGAAAAUCGGUCAGAUUUUAUUAACGUCGGAAACAACGACGAACGGGACUGCAAGCUGUAACGUCGACAUGCUUACGUCACAGUUGACUCGUUACGCGAGAUCGCAGAGUUUAGGAUGAAAUAAACGAAAUAUUAAUACUUUAUAUACGAUGGUUAAUGUUCAAACGGCAAGAUUCUUUCCUCCGUUAAAAGUGAAAUGUAUGGGAAGUGGAAGUUGAGGAGUGGAAAAUGAAAAAGAUCCGAGGCUUUGCGGAAGUAUUCCGUUUAUUCCAUAAAACUCCAAAAUAUAUUCGUUCAGUUCGCAGACUUCCCUUCGCAAACUUCCUGGCACCUCGUCAAGUAUCGUCCAUUUUUGGUCUCCCUUGUCCUCUCGAUGCUGCCGACGGAUUGGGCAAACGAUCUUUGAACCUUGGGUUCGAGAGCUCGGCACCUGGACUCCAUAUUCUUAAACAAACUUGAACUUACCACUUUUCCUUUGCGCAGAGUUCGUAACAUAUUCAUCGACAGGAUUCUUUGAAAAGCUGGUUAAACGCGAUUGCUUACCAAAUCGAUCGAGACUAAACUGAUCGGAAUCAUCGAGUGUACGGUACAGAAAGUAAAAGAGAAAUGGAGAAUAUCGUUCCCGAAAUCGAGAAAGCAAUUGGGUAUAUUCCUACACGAGGAGUUACUCGUCAUCCUUGCACGAGUCGAACGCGCUAAAUGAGCAUCGUUGAGAAGAAGCGAUCGUCAUUUUCAACGCGAAACGAGGAAAUUUUCGUUUCUGCGACAGAGCACGGCCUCGGAGUCGACGAAGAACUCGACAAUCGAGGGAGGAGGAUUCUCGGCUUUCCCUUCCCGUCGGCGUCACCUUAAGUCGCAAGGCUUUUAGCCACGUAAAGGGAACCUCGGCAGUUACCGACCAGCAGUAAUUAAUUGGGACGAAACGACAGGCCGUCUCCGGUUUCUCGGAGAAUAAUUAAAUCCACACGCGAGGCGGCGUAAUUGCUUCGCGACCGAAUAGGUGUCUCUGUUUCGCGACGGAACGUUGUCUCGGGGAGAUGUUCUACUUCUUUCCUCUCCCGCCGCUUAAUUAAAACAACGCGUCGUCGACUCUUCCGUCGUUACCGUUCGCCAUUGGCUUUUUAAUAAUGCCGCGAAAUGGUACAUUUGAAUAGAAUUUUAACAAGCUCCCUCCGCUUAGUUGUUAGGUUUCAUCCCCCACAAAUUUCUAUCGCGAAUCUCAGAUAAUCUUUCUACUCCACCUCCGCUCGAUCGUUUCUUUGGUCAACUCUCCCCGUGUUUCGGGGAUGAUUUCCGCGUGGCAACGAUGAUAAUUUUCUCUCUGGGCAAUCUGCUUUCGCCCAACGCGCGCCGGCUGUGGCACUCGAGGUCGUUUCACUCCUUGAAAGCGCUGCUUUGCGGACCGAUCUAGCCGCUGUCUGUCUCUCUUUCCCUCGCUGCCCAUUCACGACGUCUCCUAACCCAUUCCAGCUACCGAGCUUUCAUUUGGAGAGAAAGAAAGGGAGUGGGAGUGACGGGACGCUGAAAGGCCGACACAAUGCCGGAGAGAGACUCCGCGAGCACGAACGUACGUGUGUACAAACACGCGUCCAAGUGGGUGGCGAGAGUUUUUAAUCAUGGCAUUUUAUCCUGAGAGAGUCUUUGUGCCCGCGAUGAAGAUACUUUCGUCUGUUUCACCCAUCCAACCCCCCGGCCAGCUAUGCCUCUUUUUCUCUCUGUUUACCCGAACAGAGCUUUCAGCCGUCCCUUUUGCGCUCCGACGCGUUUCGACGAUUUAACCCUCCUUCUCGGCUUCACCCCUUAAUCCCUUUGCCGAUGCUACUUCCCCACGGAGCGCUGGCAAUUGCGUCGCCUAUGUCGAUUCGCGCGCGAUUUUUAUUCCCCUUUAUUUAUCGCGUUUGCGAAACCCUCGGUUUUCAUUCAGCUUCAACCCCUUCCGUCUGCGAAGAACUUUCGAAAAUCAGAAACGACAACUACCGGUACGAGUCGCAAGGUUAGAGAAUUCAUUACGAGAACCGAUCGAACACGGAAAGCAAGUGAAAUAUACGAGUGGGAAUAAAUUAGAACGCGUCUCUCUUCUCGUCUCCUCUGACUCGCGAGUCCUUAGUUUCCGCGAAUACGGUUAAUAAAGACGCGUACAGCCAAUUAACGUAACCGUGAUUGCAACGAACACGAUCGAUCACGUCGGACGUCGAUCGAUCGUAGUUCGCGGAUCGAAGACAGAGCCGUGGCAACCCUUAACGAGAUCCCUUCAUUUGCGUAAUUAACUAUCGACUUUCUGUCGGCAAUCUUGUUAACGAGAAGCCCGUCGUUCGUUAAUGGAUUCCGGCGAGUCGAAGCGGACACGCUACGAGAGACAGCGAAAUAAUUAUGCCGCUUCCGGAUACGUGCCGAUCGCGAAUGGUUCGGCGAUCGUU